Drosophila innubila is the source of this 3375-nucleotide messenger RNA. It is a transcript of the gene cdm, whose product is annotated as importin-13. The transcript has 9 exons. Bases 141 to 3074 code for a protein of 977 amino acids. Gene Ontology annotation, molecular function: small GTPase binding. Lineage: Eukaryota; Metazoa; Arthropoda; Insecta; Diptera; Drosophilidae. The record is from RefSeq and is a predicted model, not a curated record. Gene Ontology annotation, cellular component: nuclear membrane; cytoplasm. Gene Ontology annotation, biological process: protein import into nucleus.
UCUCGAUUCGUUAAACCAAUUGGCCACCCCUAGGCGUUGAGAGCUAAUUUUCGCAUCAAAAUAAAAUAAAUAAAAACGCCAAGUCCUGCUACAUUUGCUGGACUUGAGCAAUUUGGGCAGCUUACAAGUAGUGCUCGAGCAUGGAUCUAGAACAACCCAUCGAUAUUGCGCGUCUGGAGGAGGCUGUAUUGGUCUUUUACCGUUCAACAUCGCAGGAGCAGGCAAUUACACACGAAUGGCUGACGAAGGCCGAGGCCAGCCCCCAGGCUUGGCAAUUUUCCUGGCAGCUGAUGCAGCUGGGCAAGAGUCAAGAGGUGCAAUUUUUUGGCGCAAUUACAUUGCACUCCAAGUUGAUGAAGCAUUGGAACGAAGUUCCACCCGAAAGUCGAGAGGAGCUGAAACAAAAGAUAUUGGAAACAAUUGUGCAAUUUGCGGCAGGACCAAAACUGGUCCUCAAUCGACUCUGUCUAGCGUUGAGUGCCUAUAUUGUGCACAUGCUGGAGGAUUGGCCCUGUGCCAUUGAGGAGGUCAUCGACACAUUUCAGCGACAACGCAUUCCGAAUGUCACCGUGGAUGUGCAGCUAUGGAUUAUGCUGGAGGUGCUAUUGGGCAUACCCGAAGAGGCGCAAAUCAUUCAUACCUCCGUCAAGCGCGUCACAUUGCGGGCAGAAAUGGGCAAGCGUGUGCCGCUCGUGCUGCAGACGGUGGAGACGUAUUUGAAGCGGCAAAUGAACACCGAAUGGGAUGCCGAAGGACAUGGCAAUAUGUUGCGUGCAAUCAAGUGUGUUACCGUCUGGAUUAGGAACAUUGGCUACUCCAUUGAAGAAUGCGUCAGCAUUUGCGCGGUGCUUUUGGAGCUGGUGAACAAGUGUUAUUGGCCCUGCAUUCGUUCUGGAGUUGGUUGCAUGUCCGCCGACGAGAACGAGCUGGCCGAGACCUGCCUAAAGGCAAUGGUCAGCAUCAUUGUGCAACCAGAUUGUUACAACUAUCCCAAGACAGCGGCAGUGCUCAUUAAGAUGUUUUUGGACUCACUGUGCGAAAUCACAAAGGUGGAAUGGAAACGGGACAAUGAUAAUGAGGACAUUAUUGUGCAUAUCUACAUGUUGUUUGUCUCCGCUGUGGAACGUCACUCCGGGCUGUUUCUUAGUGGUAUUACGGCCCUAGAUCCAAUGUUAAAUGCCAUUUUUACUCGCAUGGUACACGAGAUACUGCAGUGUACAGAUAAGCCGGGUAUUUAUCCUGUCGAGGAAUCAUGCAGCACCAUGGCCUUGGCCUUUUGGUAUAUGUUGCAGGGCGAUGUCUUUGCCAUGCCCAUCGAGGAGGAGAAGCUCAAGUGCUGGGAGCACAUAAAACCACUCUAUGCUCAUUUAACCACCAUUCUAGUACGCAAAUCCGAGCAGCCAGAUGAGAACUCCAUUGACAAGUGGAACUCUGAUGAUCUGGAAUGCUUUCGAUGCUAUCGUCAAGACAUUUCCGAUACUUUUAUGUAUUGCUAUGAUGUGUUACAUGAUUAUAUUUUGGAGAUACUGGCCGCCAUGUUGGACGAGGCAAUUGGCGAUUUACAAACGCAUCCCACCCACUGGACUAAACUGGAGGCAUGUAUCUACUCGUUUCAGUCGGUUGCCGAACACUUUGGCGGCGAAGAGAAUCGACAAAUACCGAAACUAAUGCGCGUGCUCUCCGAAAUACCCUAUGAGAAGCUAAAUGACAAGUUGCUUGGGACUGCGCUGGAGACUAUUGGCUCCUAUUGCACUUGGUUAAUGGAGAAUCCAACUUUUAUACCGCCAGCUAUAGAUCUGCUGGUGCGUGGUCUCAACUCGACAAUGUCGGCACAGGCAACGCUGGGCCUAAAGGAGCUAUGUCGCGAUUGCCAAUUGCAGUUAAAGCCGUAUGCGGAGCCGCUCCUCGACGCUUGCCAAGCUACACUCAGCACAGGUCGCAUGAAGAACUCGGACUCUGUGCGUCUCAUGUUCAGUAUUGGCAAACUGAUGAGUUUGUUGCCACCGGAGCAGAUUCCCAAAUACCUGGAUAUUAUUGUCAGUCCCUGUUUCGAGGAAUUGCAAACCAUUUGCCAAGCAGGCGCAAAGACACCAGCGGCACGAAUACGCACAAUUUUCAGGCUCAAUAUGAUCUCGACUCUUUUUUCGUCGCUUAACACGGAUCUUGACGAUGAUUUCAAGGAUGUGCAUACUGUGCAACCCGUUCUAUUGGUUAUGCAGAAAACUAUGCCCAUUUUUCGUCAGAUUGCUGAGCUGUGGGUGGAGGAGAUCGACGUCCUAGAGGCCGCUUGCAACGCAUUGAAGCAUGCAAUUGUGAACUUGAGAAGCAGCUUUCGACCCAUGCUGCAGGAUUUGUGCUAUUUUAUUGUGGCCAGCUUUCAGACCCGUUGCUGUGCACCCACCUUGGAGAUUUCUAAGACGGUCAUUAUCAUAUUCUACAAGGAGGAGAGCUGCAAGCCAUUGAUGCAACAGCUGCUCUCGGAGUUCGUGGUGUACAGCUUUAAGCUGUUUGAAGCGGUACCACAGCAGAACUUUUCUAAUAUAUCAGACACCAUGGAAAUGUUCUUUGGCUGUCUCACACAAAUUAUUAAAAAGGUGCCCCAAGUGCUGGAGGAUAAAUCGUUAGCAUACGAUCGUCUCAUCUAUUAUGCACAGCAUUCGAUGACGCUACCAGAGAAUGGUCCCAUACGCGCCGGCAUACAGUUUGUGACUCACUUUGUGAUGCAAUCACGCAACCAUCUCCAUAUGGCAGAGGUAGUCAUGGCUAAUGGCGAGCAGAUCAUGCACACGGCCAUGGUUUGUGUUGGCUAUAUGACACCGCGACAACAAGUUGAAAAGUUUGCCGAUUUAUUUCUGGCCAUUAACAAAAAGUAUCCGGCUGAAAUGGUCGUUUGGCUUAAGAAUGUUAUGUCAGUACCCAAUUUUCCCACUGAGCUGAUCAGUGAUGCGGAAAAGGCUCGUUACGUCUCCCUGAUCAUCAAAGUAAAGGUCAACAAGCGAUUGCUGCAACAACACCUCAAUGAGCUGGCCAUUAAGACACGCGGACUUGUACCGCUCCAGGUUCCAGUGAAUUAAGCAGAGGGAUCCUAAGCUCAAUGGCCAAAUCUCUAAUGAAUUAACGUCCUCUUUUCGUAAUUAGUUGCUAAUGAAUGUAAUUAAGCCGCUCUGUAAAUGUUCCUUGCUAUUAAGUUUUUUUUUCUUAUGAUGUCAAAUAUUUUAUGCUAAGAUCGGGCAGGACAAAUGAUACUUUUUACCUGUAUGGGAGUAGCUUUUAGCUUAUAGAAUGAUAUGAUGUGUUAAAAAGGCUGUUUCUUGACAUGAUUUAACUUUUAUUCAUAAUUUUACAAAAAUUACACACAUUUGUUUAUGUUUUAUA